Messenger RNA from Hirsutella rhossiliensis, 1086 nucleotides. RefSeq names its product septin domain-containing protein. NCBI's taxonomy places the organism in Eukaryota, Fungi, Ascomycota, Sordariomycetes, Hypocreales, Ophiocordycipitaceae. The record is from RefSeq and is a predicted model, not a curated record. Gene Ontology annotation, molecular function: molecular adaptor activity; GTP binding; GTPase activity. The transcript is spliced from 8 exons. Gene Ontology annotation, cellular component: microtubule cytoskeleton; septin complex; septin ring. Gene Ontology annotation, biological process: cytoskeleton-dependent cytokinesis. Bases 1 to 1086 code for a protein of 361 amino acids.
AUGUCGUCCCCCGCCAAGAUGAUUCGCCGGAAGAAGAACGUCAAGAAGGGCAUUCAGUUCUGCCUCAUGGUUUGCGGUGCCUCUGGAACUGGCCGCACCACUUUUGUCAACACACUCUGUGGCAAGGACGUCCUCCAGCACAAAGACUCGGACGAUGCCACCGAUGCUCAUGUUGAAGAUGGCGUUAAGAUCAAGCCCGUCACUGUCGAGCUCGAGCUCGACGAGGAGGGAACCCGCAUCUCCCUAACCAUCGUCGACACACCUGGUUUCGGUGAUCAGAUUGAUAACGAAGCUAGCUUUGCGGAAAUCGUCGGCUACCUCGAAAGGCAAUACGAUGACAUCUUGGCCGAGGAGUCUCGCAUCAAGCGUAACCCCCGCUUCAGGGAUAACCGAGUUCACGCCAUGCUUUACUUCAUCACCCCCACCGGCCACGGCCUGCGAGAGCUCGACAUUGAACUGAUGAAGCGCCUGGCUCCUCGCGUCAACGUCAUCCCCGUCAUUGGACGUUCCGAUACUCUCACCCCUGCAGAGCUGGCCGAGUCGAAGAAGUUGGUCAUGGAGGACAUUGAGCACUACAGAAUCCCCGUCUACAACUUCCCCUACGAUAUCGAGGAGGAUGACGAGGACACCGUUGAGGAGAACGCUGAGCUACGGGGACUCAUGCCUUUUGCUAUUGUGGGCUCCGAGGAUGUUGUCGAAAUCAGCGGCCGCAAGGUUCGCGCUCGCCAAUACCCCUGGGGCGUCGUCGAGGUCGACAACCCUCGUCAUUCGGACUUUUUGGCCAUCCGUUCCGCUCUCCUCCAUAGCCACCUCGCGGACCUCAAGGAAAUCACGCACGAUUUCCUGUACGAGAAUUAUCGUACCGAGAAGCUGUCCAAGAGUGUCGACGGGGCAUCUGGAAACGCCGACAGUUCAAUGAACCCCGAAGAUCUCGCCUCCCAGUCCGUUCGUCUCAAGGAGGAGCAGCUUCGGCGCGAGGAAGAGAAGCUCCGAGAGAUCGAACUCAAGGUCCAGCAAGCUCGCAUGCAGCGGGAAGCGUCCCAGUCUACUCCUGUGCCCGAAGCCAACGGCGAAGCCGCGGAAUAG